GUGAAAAUAUGUGCAGAUCUCUAAUGAAAGAUAUUUGUACUGCUGUGGGAAUUGAUAUCAAUAAUCGUGAUAUUGUCAAUUACUCUGAACAAUCAAUACCAAUUAUAUUUUUAUUUCAAAACAGAGUGCCAACAGCUACAACAAUGUCUUUAACCGGUCAUAGAAGUAAAUUAUCAUAUUAUAUUUAUACACAACUAUCAGAUCAACAAAGAGAGGAUGCAUUAUUAUUGCUGAUUAAUAAUGUCGGAUUAGUACCUUUGAAUAGUUCGGAG
Messenger RNA from Racocetra persica, 272 nucleotides. NCBI's taxonomy places the organism in Eukaryota, Fungi, Glomeromycota, Glomeromycetes, Diversisporales, Gigasporaceae. The record is from the annotation of a GenBank genome assembly.